AUGAAAGGCGACUGGCCCCUCAAGCGCAAAAUGCCUUUCAUCGGCGGACACGAAGGUGCCGGAAUUGUCGUCGCUAAAGGAGAGUUAGUGCAUAACAUUAAAGCCGGAGACCACGCGGGUAUCAAGUGGCUCAAUAGCUCAUGUCUGUCUUGCUCCUUCUGCAAGCAGGGCGACGAGCCACUGUGCCCACACGCCCUACUCUCUGGUUAUACCGUCGAUGGCACCUUCCAGCAGUAUGCAGUGGGCAAGGCUAGUCAUGUGACGCGCAUCCCCAAGGACUGCGAUCUGGCCACCAUUGCACCGGUUCUCUGCGCAGGAGUCACGGUUUACAAGGGUCUCAAAGAGUCUAUUGCCCGACCGGCCAAGUACGUCGCCAUUGUGGGAGCUGGUGGUGGCCUGGGAAGCUUGGCAAUCCAGUUUUCCAAGGCGAUGGGUCUGCGGGCCAUCGCCAUUGACAGUGGCGAAGAGAAAGGUACCCUCUGCAGAUCCCUUGGCGCAGAAACGUACAUCGAUUACACCACGUCGAAUGAUGUGGUUGCGGACAUCAAAAACGCAACUCAUGAUGGCCUUGGCCCCCAUUGCGCCCUUAUAGUUGCGCCCGCAGAGGAGCCGUUCCAGCAGGCGACCCGAUAUCUUCGGUCUCGAGGUGUUAUUGUCUGCAUCGGUAUGCCUUCAGGGGCGUACCUUAAAGCACCUAUCUUUGAUGUUGUUGUCCGGAUGCUUUCUAUCAAGGGCAGCUAUGUGGGCAAUCGUCUGGACGCUGACGAAGCCAUUGAGUUCUUCCGCGCGGGUCUGAUCAAAGUGCCAUCAAAGGUGGUUCCUCUCAGCAAGCUUUCGGAUGUAUUUGAAUCGAUGGCCGUUGGCGAAAUUGUUGGUCGUUAUGUCCUGGACACCGCCAAUUGA
Molecule: messenger RNA, 903 nt
Organism: Purpureocillium lilacinum
Lineage: Eukaryota; Fungi; Ascomycota; Sordariomycetes; Hypocreales; Ophiocordycipitaceae
Product: alcohol dehydrogenase
Cellular component (GO): cytoplasm
Molecular function (GO): zinc ion binding; alcohol dehydrogenase (NAD+) activity
Source: RefSeq, a predicted model, not a curated record